This is a messenger RNA of Tinamus guttatus (white-throated tinamou), 1475 nucleotides long. The record is from RefSeq and is a predicted model, not a curated record. NCBI's taxonomy places the organism in Eukaryota, Metazoa, Chordata, Aves, Tinamiformes, Tinamidae.
GGAGGAUGGACAACAAGGCCAUGUAUCUCCACACCUUCGGCGAGAGGGAGAGCGGCUCCGUCUUCGAGGAGCCCUUCGAGGGCAGGAGCCUCUCCAAGCUGAACCUCUGCGAGGACGCUCCCGGCAGGAGGAUGACGGCGGCCGGGCGCUGCGGCCGGCUCGGCUCCCUGGCAGCGCUCAAGUACGCCGUGCUGGGGCUCUACCUCCUCGUCUUCCUCAUCCUCGUCGGUGUCUUCAUCCUCGCAGUCUCAAGGCCGCAGACGUCCCCCGAGGACCUGAAGGCGCUGAUGGGCAACGUGAACCGCCUGAACGAGAGUUUCCGGGACAUGCAGCUGAAGCUGCUGCACCUACCUCUGAAAGGGGACGUGCUGGAUCACAUCUGGAGGCUCCAGGACCUCCUGCAGAACCACUCGGACUCCUUGUUCCUCAUGACGGGGUCACUGCAGAAGCUGGAAGGGCUUCUCUGGAGCCUGCAGACUCAGGCCAGCCAAACGGACAAGGCCGUGUCCAGCCUGUGGGACAGCUUGGCUCACCAGGGCGACACGGCUCAGCAGGAGAUGUACAAGCUCUCCGUGGAAGGCAACAGCAGCCGGCUGCUGCUCCAGCACCACGACCAUCUCCUGGCCCACCUCAGCAGCAGGGUGGAGAGCCUGAGCGACCAGGUGACGGCAGCGAGCGGGGCUGUGGACACCAUGAACAGGACCUUCUCCUACGACGUGAACAUCCACCACACCCGCAUCCAGGACCUACAAGUGCUCAUCAGCAAUGCCACCGAGGACGCCCGGCAGAUGCGUCUUAUCCACAUAGCCAUGGAAGAGCAGCUCAAGCACGAGCUGGCCAUCCUCAACAACGUGACGGAGGACCUGCGGCUCAAGGACUGGGAACACUCAGUGGCUCUGAAGAACAUCUCUGUGAUACAGGGGCCUCCGGGACCCAAAGGAGACCAAGGCAAUGAAGGAAUGGAAGGCGAGCCUGGCCUUCCUGGCCUCCCGGGGCUGCGAGGGCUCCCCGGGGAGAGAGGACCACCAGGACCACGUGGCUUGAAAGGGGACAGAGGAGACCUUGGCCCUCCAGGUCCAGCAGGACUGCGGGGAUUCAGAGGCGAGAGAGGCCCCAAGGGCGAGAAGGGAGAUCGCGGCGGGGACACAGGUGAGCAGCCCGAGCUCCGCCUGGCCGGAGGCCCCGGGCGCUGCGCGGGGCGCGUGGAGGUGCUGCACGCCGGGAGCUGGGGCACCGUGUGCGACGACGGCUGGGACAAGAAGGACGGCGACGUGGUGUGCCGCAUGCUGGGCUUCCGCGGCGCUGAGGAGGUCUAUCGCAUGGCCAGGUUCGGACAGGGCACGGGCAGGAUCUGGAUGGACGACGUCUCCUGCAAGGGCACGGAGGACAGUCUCCUGCACUGCAGCUUCUCCAGCUGGGGCAAGACGAACUGCGGCCACGCUGAGGACGCCAGCGUCAAGUGCCUGGUGCCCUGA